Molecule: messenger RNA, 3441 nt
Organism: Sinocyclocheilus anshuiensis
Lineage: Eukaryota; Metazoa; Chordata; Actinopteri; Cypriniformes; Cyprinidae
Product: mucin-2-like
Exons: 13
Coding region: 186-3146 (986 amino acids)
Source: RefSeq, a predicted model, not a curated record
UUUGAAGCCACCUGUAGCGGAUCUCUAUCCUCCAAAGGAAAUAAACCUCCGAAAGCCACCGAGUUAACGGAACUAAAGCUCUUGACACGGAAGACGUCUUCUGUUUUCGUUUUUUUUUUGUGUUGCAUUAUCAAUAACUUUUAUUAUUAUUAUUAUUUGUAUGAACGACAUUUAAAUAGAGAACUAUGUUACUGACGCAUCGACUAUUCCUAUUAAUAUUAAUCUCGACUUCAGCUGUAAUAAGCACACCAGGUUCAUCUAGCACAGAUUCAACCGAUAAUUCGACAGACAGCCCAAUCAAUGCUACCUCUACUGCUACUGUUGCAGUAACAAGCAUUCCAUCUGAGAAUACAACUGCACCAUCCACAAACAAUGCCACCACCCUACUGCUGUCAACGCAUGCUGGUAAUGUCACAUCUCCACCUUUAUCUACUCAAGGCAACGUGACAAGCUUGUCUACAGUUGCACCAGAAGAUACUACCAGUUCAUCAGUGAGUACACCAGGAAAUGCCACAGCUUCACCUGCACCUGUAACAACAGCAGCAGCCAACUCCACAAGUCCACUUGUACCUACACCAGAGAAUGCUACAAACCAUCCUGUAACUUCACCAGGCAACGCCACAACUACUCCUUUACCUGAGCCAGGCAACAGCACAACCCUACCCCAAACUACAACAGGCAAUGACACUAAUCCUCCCAUUAGCACACCAAGCAACAGCACAGCUUCACCAAUUACAACACCAAGCAAUGCCACAAUUACAACACAGACUACAUCAGGUAAUGCUACAACAGCAAACAAUGCAACAACUCCACCCUUAACCACAGACAUUUCAAAUCUAACUACACCAGGGAAUAAUGCAACAGUAAAUGUUACCAUACCACCCCUAACUACACCAAUAAAUGCUACUGCACCACCUCCAACGACACCAGUAAAUGCUACUGCACCACCUCCAACUACACCAGGGAACAAUGCAACAGUAAUUGCUACCACACCACCCAUCACUACUCCAGUAAAUGCAACUACACCACCUUCAAACACAUCAGGGAACAAUGCAACAGUAAACGUUACCACCCCACCCAUAACUACACCAGUAAAUGCUACCACACCACCUCUAACUACACCUGUGAAUAAUACAAUAGUAAAUGUUACCACACCACCCAUGACUACACCAGUAAAUGUUACUAUGCCACCUUUAACUACACCAGAGAAUAAUGCAACAGCACAUGCUACCACACCACCCAUCACUACUCCAGUAAAUGCUACUACACCACUUCUAACUACACCAGGAAACAAUAUAACAGUAAACGCUACCACACCACCCAUCACUACUCCAGUAACUGCUACUACACCACCUCUAACUACACCAGGAAACACUACAACAGGGAAUGCCACCACACCACCCAUGACUACACCAGUAAAUGCUACUACACCACUUCUAACUACACCAGGAAACAAUGCAACAGGGAAUGCCACCACACCACCAGUAAAUGCUACAACACUACCCCUAACUACACCAGGGAACAAUGCAACAGUACACACUACCACACCACCCACCACACCACCAGUAAAUGCUACAACACCACCCCUAACUACACCAGGGAACAAUGCAACAGUACACACUACCACACCACCCAUCACUACUCCAGUAAAUGCUACCACUUCACCUCUAACUACACCAGGAAACAAUGCAACAGGGAAUGCCACCACACCACCCAUCACUACACCAGUAAAUGCUACAACACCACCCCUAACAACACCAGGGAACAAUGCAACAGUACACACUACCACACAAUCCAUAACUACACCAGCAAAUGCUACCACUCCACCUCUAACUACACCAGGAAACAAUGCAACAGGGAAUGCCACCACACCACCCAUCACUACACCAGUAAAUGCUACAACACCACCCCUAACUACACCAGGGAACAAUGCAACAGUAAACGCUACCACACCACCCAUAGCUACACCAGGAAAUACUACAACAGGGAAUGCUACGCCACCACCUCAGUCUACACCAGGAAAUGCUACUACACCACCCAUAACCAACUCAACGACUGGACCCACUGUUUCUACUACUAACCCAACUAACACUACAACCACGCCAGCUACCUGUCCUGCAGUGCCCUGCCCACCACUCAGUGUCUGUGUGAACUCCAUCUGUCAGUGUGUGACAGGAACUAUUCCUUUAAAUAAUGCCUGUGUGGAAACUAAAACCUUCCCUAGUACACUGCGGGUGAACCGCACUUUUGAAGAGGCUAUGAACAAUCCACAAUCACCCGAAUUCCAGAAAACUGCUAAAGAGAUCAUUGCUGCGGUAAAUGAAGUUCUGCGUAACCAGUCAAACUACAUUAACAGCACAGUAAUUAGGUUGAUGUCUGGCAGUAUAGUGGCCACAGUAAACAGUUUUUUUGAGCCCAAUUCUCCAGUCACACAGGAAUUGGUUACAUCUGCCAUGAAUACUGCUAUAAGUGAUUGUGAGAAGACAAACUGUGGCAUUCUUGCUAAUGCUCAAUACACUGCAACCAAUCUGUGUGAGCAAGAUCCUCCUCCUUGUGAUAUUAACACUACAUCGUGUGAGGCCAAAGAUGGGACAACUGAUUGUAUCUGCAAACCUGGCCAUAUAUCUAGUCUUUACCAGACCAGAAGCUGUAGAGUUUGCCCUAGCGGCUACAAAGCGCAGGCGGACACGUGUGUUCGAUGUCCAUUUGGCUAUUCUGGAUUUAACUGUGAUGACUCCUCUUUGUUGGCUCUAGUGGUGGUGGCGUGUGUGUUAGGGGGAAUUCUGCUCAUUGUGAUUUUGGCUGUACUCAUCUACAUCUGUGUGACUCGAAGCAAGAAGAAGUCAAGCAGCAAUUAUUACAACAGCCCGUACCCUGCUGAGGAGUUCCAGACCACGUGGCCCUCUCAGGACAUCGCCCAUAUUCCACGAGCUACUGUGACAUCUAGUUCCAGCAUUGAUGCCACUGGCAACAGUCUAGAGAUGUCUGAAGGGCCGGGCAAGAAAGGCCACAGUAAUGGAUUGUCGGGCUCGUAUGACCUCAGAACAGAUGGCAUGAGGACCUUUAAGGACAUAAACCCCACACGCUACUCUUAUCUGGUGGGUCAUGAAAACCCCUACUUCAUACAAGGAGAUGAGAAGAAAUGAGGAAAACAGCAGAGAAAGCCAGUGGACAAGAAAAGAGUGCAAUAGCGACAUGGAUUAUAAAAAGGCCUUGGAUCAAAAUGUUUCAGGAACAUUAACACUGUCAAAACCAUACAGCUGAUCACAGACUCAAAGUAUAUACUCAAACAGCAUUUGAGAGAUACGUUUAUAUAUAUAUAUAUAUAUAAACUUUUUACAGUUUUUAUUCCAAAUCCCUUUCACCCAGGAUAAAAUGCUCUUUUCUUAAAAGUACAUUGAUGAUUGGGUUUUUUCUAAAAAGGUUCCUGUGGCUCAGUGG